This is a messenger RNA of Glycine soja, 1467 nucleotides long. RefSeq names its product transcription factor MYB35-like. The coding region runs from base 83 to 1210 and encodes 375 amino acids. Lineage: Eukaryota; Viridiplantae; Streptophyta; Magnoliopsida; Fabales; Fabaceae. The transcript is spliced from 3 exons. The record is from RefSeq and is a predicted model, not a curated record.
UUGGAGCCAAUAUUUGCAUGCUUUUCUUGCCUCUUCAUAUCUUAAACAUUAGCCCCUCUCACCACUUUAAAGUAACCCUUCCAUGCAUAUUGCAUCACCAUUACAUAAUUCACUCAGUCCUUCUCUUGCAUUUCUUCUUCUUCUUUGUCUUAUUUCUUCUCUCAUUUCAAAAAUGAGAAGGCCUCCUUGUUGUGACAAAUCCAAUGUGAAAAGGGGUCUUUGGACUCCUGAGGAAGAUGCUAAAAUACUUGCCUAUGUAGCCAAUCAUGGAACUGGAAAUUGGACAUUGGUUCCAAAGAAAGCAGGGCUUAACAGGUGUGGUAAAAGCUGCAGGCUAAGAUGGACCAACUACCUAAGGCCUGACCUCAAGCAUGAUGGUUUUACUCCCCAAGAAGAAGAUCUAAUUAUUAACCUUCAUGGAGCCAUAGGAAGCAGAUGGUCCUUAAUUGCAAAAAGACUACCUGGGAGAACAGACAAUGAUGUCAAGAACUAUUGGAACACAAAGCUAAGGAAGAAGCUUAUGAAGAUGGGAAUCGAUCCAGUGACACAUAAGCCGGUCUCACAAGUCCUCUCUGACUUAGGAAGCAUUAGUGGCCUCCCAAACACCACUAACCAAAUGGCUUUUAUCAACAAGGACUUGAUGAUGAGCAACAUGCCACCAACAAAAACUGAACCAUCAGAUUCCAACAAGUCAAUGGUGGAGCACACACAAGAGGGUCAAGUUCACUCUUGGGAACACCACAUUCCUUACCAAGUCAUCAUCAACUCAGAAAAUGUUCAACCACAAGUGUUAAGUGAAGCUGCAUCCUCAACCUCAUCCUCGUCUUCCUCUAAUCUCACACAAUUAGGAUCACCACAGUCCUACUCUUGCCAAACUCCUCAGGCUCAAAUUUCCCCUCCUUGUUCCUCCUUUGAUUGGAGUGAGUUUCUUCACAGUGACUCAUUUAAUUGGUCAUUGAAUCCCCCCUCAGGUCUAAUGCAAAGUGAAGCUGAACUUUCCGACAAUACCAAAAGCAAUGGCCAUGACAUGCAAGGAGCUGCAAGUGAGGGUUCUGGUUCUGGUUCUGGUGCUGUUGCUUGUGGUGCUAGCAUGGAAUAUCAAAUUAACAAGCAGUGUGAAGCUCAUUCAUUUGUGGAUGGUAUUUUGGACAGGGAUAGUGAGAUAAGAGCAGCAUUCCCUCAGCUUUUGGAUGCUUCUUUUGACUACUAAGUGCUUAGUUGUAUCGUUUUGUUUUCUGCUUAUUGGUGAUUAGUAGGAUAAUUAAGUACUAGACUUUCACAUUAGACUCAGUCACUAGGAUGUGGCAAAAAGUUAGACCAUUCAUUAUGUUUCUCUAGUUUCUGAUUUUAUUAUGAUUUAGCUUUUUUUACAAUGCCUUUUUAAAUGAUUUAGCCUCCUUGUUCCUCCUUUUUAAUGCAUUUUUUUUUGUUUUUUGAGAGAGAAUUUUUGGAAAAAUAAAAUGUUUA